Pogoniulus pusillus (Red-fronted tinkerbird) is the source of this 7048-nucleotide messenger RNA. It is a transcript of the gene TAB3, whose product is annotated as TGF-beta activated kinase 1 (MAP3K7) binding protein 3. Gene Ontology annotation, biological process: positive regulation of canonical NF-kappaB signal transduction. Gene Ontology annotation, cellular component: extracellular exosome. The coding region runs from base 488 to 2530 and encodes 680 amino acids. Gene Ontology annotation, molecular function: ubiquitin binding. The record is from RefSeq and is a predicted model, not a curated record. Lineage: Eukaryota; Metazoa; Chordata; Aves; Piciformes; Lybiidae. The transcript has 7 exons.
GCCGGCUCUGAGCGUGCGGCGCGUUCCGCCUAGCCCGGAAGCGCCUCCCGGCCGCGCUCCAGGUCCCCCCCUCCCCUCCCCCCUUCGCGGAGCCCAGGUGCUGCCCGGAGAGCGCCCCCCCUCCCCUCCCCCCUCCGCGGAGAGCCGGUGCUGCCCGGAGAACGCCCCCCCCUCCCCAUCCCCGCCCUCACCGGGGGGGCACGCGCCUCUCCCUCCCGCCCCUUCACGCCGGUUCGCUCACGCAGGAGGCGCGGGGGGGGCCCGCGCGGGGCGCCUCGCGUGCCGCCCCCCCGCCCCCCAACGGUCGCGGUCUCGGAGGCCCGGGGCAGAGCCGAGGGGCCGGCUGGCCGGGCGGGCGGGCAUGCAGCCGCCGCCGGAGCCGAGCCCCCAGCGCAGCACGAAAAUGCCAGAAGCCUCAGAAGACCGUAAUCAAUGGAAGGUCUGUUGACUUCCACUUUUUGGUAAUCUGGAACAUCAUCGAUCUGGCAUGGCGCAGGGCAGUCAACAACUUGAUGUGCAGGUACUCCAUGAUCUCCGACAACGUUUCCCUGAGAUACCUGAAGGGGUGGUAUCUCAGUGCAUGCUUCAGAACAAUAACAACCUAGAUGCCUGUUGUCGAGCCCUUGCACAGGAGAGCAACAAAUACUUGUAUAUGGAGUACCAUAGCCCCGAUGACACCAGAAUGAAUAGGAAUAGCCUUUUGCACAUUAAUCUGGGUAUUCAUCCUCAUACCAGCUAUCAAGCAGGGGAUGGAGCUCAACUUAAUGGUGGUCGUACACUGGUACACAGUUCAAGCGAUGGACAUAUUGAUCCACAACGCACAGCAGGUAAACAGCUGAUAUGCUUAGUUCAAGAACCACAUUCUGCUCCUGCUGUUGUGGCAGCUUCUCCUAGUUACAAUCCUUUUUUCAUGAAUGACCAGAAUAGAAAUGCAGCUACUCCUCCUCCACAGCCACCUCCUCAGCCAUCUUCCAUACAACCAGGAAUGAACACAUCUGCUAUGCAAGGCCCUCCUCCCACGUAUAUGCACAUACCUCGGUACAGUACAAAUCCCAUUACUGUUACAGUAUCACAAAACCUCCCCUCUGGACAGAGUGUACCCAGAGCUCUACAAAUUCUUCCACAGAUUCCAAGCAAUCUUUAUGGGACUCCCGGCUCUAUUUAUAUAAGACAAACAUCUCAGAGUUCUUCAGGACGACAGACUCCUCAAAAUACACAGUGGCAUUCGUCGCCACAGGGCCCAGUUCCACAUUAUACUCCCCGUCCUCUACCUGUGUAUCCACAUCAACAGAACUAUCAACCUUCUCAGUAUUCUCCUAAACAAGCUCAGAUCCCUCAGUCAGCUUUUCGAUCACCACCGGCAUCCCAGUGUCCGUCUCCCUUUGGCUCUCCUCAACACCAAGUUCAGCCUCCUCAGUUGAGUCAUCAGAGUUCACACGUUUUCAUGCCUCCCAGUCCUUCAACUGUCCCACCCCAUCCAUAUCAGCAAGCUUCCCAGACUUUUCAAAAACAAGGCGGUCACUCUGUAUCGUAUCUUCCUCCUUUUGCUGGACCUAGUUUAUCCAAAGGUUCCAUGAAUAAAAUAGAAAUUACAGUUGAGCCACCACAAAGACCUGGGACUGCAAUGAACCGAAGUCCUUCACCAAUAAGUAAUCAACCAUCUCAACGAAACCAGCACCCACUGUAUACACCCACUACUCCUCCUUCAAGCUCUCCAUCAAGAGGUAUGUCAGGUCAACCCAAACCUCCAUUUAGUGUUAAUCCAGUAUAUAUUACCUACACUCAACCAACUGGACCUACAGGUGCACCAACACAGUCUCCUCGGGUAAUGGUAUCUCAGCCAAACCCAACCAUUUUUAAAAUCACAGUAGGGCGAGCACCGACUGAGAAUCUUUUAAAUUUAGUGGACCAAGAAGAGCGUUCUGCAGCACCAGAACCUAUUCAGCCUAUUUCUGUAAUCCCAGGAUCUGGAGGAGAAAAAGGAAGCCAUAAGUAUCAGAGAAGUUCUAGUUCUGGAUCAGACGACUAUGCUUACACUCAAGCCUUGCUGUUACAUCAACGAGCAAGGAUGGAGAGAUUAGCAAAGGAACUGAAGCUUGAGAAAGAAGAGCUUGAACGCUUGAAAGCUGAAGUCAAUGGUAUGGAGCAUGAUCUAAUGCAGAGGCGUCUUCGAAGAGUUAGCUGUACAACUGCAAUUCCAACACCUGAGGAAAUGACCAGACUGAGAAGCCUCAACAGACAGCUCCAGAUAAAUGUUGACUGUACACUGAAAGAAGUUGAUCUCCUUCAAUCUAGAGGGAACUUUGAUCCGAAAGCCACAUGUAACUUCUAUGAUAACAUAGAGCCUGGUCCUGUUGUGCCACCAAAGCCAUAUAAAAAGGAACAUCAAAACAGCUCCAAACAGACUCCACGGACUCAGCCAAGAGAUGAAGACUUUGAAGGGGCUCCAUGGAAUUGCGAUAGCUGCACCUUUCUAAACCACCCAGCACUAAAUCGCUGUGAGCAAUGCGAAAUGCCACGAUACACUUGAAAAGCAGGAAGGGGCUGCAUUGGGUUUAAAACAGGCUCUCAAGCCGACAGCUGUAGGAGAAGGAAACAUGGGGAACCUUUCAGUCCAUCUGCCCGGCCUUUGCAAGUCGACAAUCUUCAUAUUGCAAGGGUGGGAGUAAUGUGCUAAGAUGUUUCUGCUUGUGCUACACUGAAAAAAAAGAUAAAUUAAGGGUGAAAUUCUCUCUUAUCCCAUUGCAGUGAGCAAAGCAGAAAAAGAAACCUGAAAAUGUAAAAGGAUUCAUUUUGGGAAGAAUGUAAUACAAGAAAGCAAAUAACUACUGGUAUUUAUUCCUGUGGUUAUAGUUACUGCUUAGUGGCUCUAAAUAAAAUUUUAAAAAAAGAAUGAAAAAACCAAACCACAACAACCCACACCAAUAAAAAAAAAAGUUUUUUAGAAAAAGAACAAAAUUCUAGGACCUUAGUAAUGGUGUGAAAUGUUACACUGAACCAGAAAAACUGAAGAGCCAGAGCUGACUUAUCCUGGCCACAGCUAGCUGGAAAACAAAGGCUCCCUGUGCUUCUAGAUUGUAAGCUACUGAAAAAGAAGACAGGUAAAUGCAAUGAUAAAAUUUGCAAUGCAUUACAAACAAACAAACAAAAAACCAACAAAAACAAACAAGGAGAAGAGUAUUUGUAAUUGCUGCUUUUUUUCAGGGUAACUUAUGUCUACAAAAAAAUUGCUGUUUGAAAUAGUAACCUAAGGGGACUAAAUGAGAUGCUGUAUGAGUGUUCCCGAGAGCUUAAGCUGAGGUAAAUUUUUACAAUCCCUUUUGCUUGUACAGUGCUCACCUGGCUGUGUCAACAAUGGUAAUAAACUAAAACUGAAUUCUACCAUGCUGCUGCAUGCUUUCAUUAGGCCAUUGUGUUUCAAAGCUAAAAGUAUGCUUCUGUACACAACAAUCUCCUAAGCCUGUGCUCUGGAGCAGCACGGUGACAUAUGCCAAGCAGACUAAUCCAAAUUUGGUUUGGAAGGCUUGAGCUCAGCCAUGGGUGAGUAUGAGAAGAUUUUGUACCCAGUUCCUUAGGCCUUUUCAGCUUCCAAUUUUUGAAGAAUUCAUGAUGUUUACAGCACAGAAGGUACUUUGUGCCCCAGUUUAAAGUUAGCUGAAAGAUAAUCAAUCAAUUAGCUCUUCAGUAAAGGUUUAUUUGCACAUUGUAGAUAAACCAGCCUGUGUAAAAUAGCAGAUGCCAGAUUUUGAGAGAUUACACAUGGCAUUUUUUAUUUUUCUUCUUUUUGGGUCAGGAAAUACUUGCCAUAGGUUGAAGAACAUAAGACUUGGAACUGAAAAAUCAUACUGGUACUUCGAUGCAUAUGAUAUACUGUACUAUAAAGGUGAUCUUCAGUUUGUUUGAAUGCUUCAGGUUGCUGUAAUAAAGCACUCAAUACUUUUGAAAUCAGACUUGGAUUUGGGCAGCUGAAUGCUUGUAUUACACAACUGUGCAACUGAACAGGACGUUCUUGUGUACUGGUCAAGCUGGCCCAGUGCAUUUGAGUUAUUUUUAUAUUGUAACUCUGUCGAGAUUCAGAGACACAACCAAGCACAUCAGCUGAGUUAUGGUAAUUGACUUUGCAACUGUGAGCAACCUGUGCUAGCUAAACCUCACCAGAAGAGGCUGAAACUGUUUCAUUGGAAAUUCUUCAUAGCUCGUGGCAGCCACAUCCAUACGGUCAAUUUCCACAGUUCCCUUGAUGUGUGGUAAUGUGUUAAGCUGUGGUAGAACAAUCAUGUGUCUGAAUCGUUACUUCAAAUUAAGCAGCAUUUUUAAAGGGUGGGUGGUGGAAAACUCAUUUUGGCUGCAUUGCUUAAUCUGGUGUCUUCACUCCCUGCAGUUUAGAAAGAGAACAGUAAAAAAACCCAAAACCAACCCUGUGAUCUUAGAUGAGGAACCAAUACUUGAUUUGGCAUUUUUCAAUAUGUUCUUGCACUAAUUAAAUUUUCAGUGUAAUUUUAAGUAAAACUAGGAGAUCUCCAGCAAUCAGUAUGCACCACUGACAAGCAAAAUAAAGUCAAAGGCAUCAAAGCCCAUUCCCCCUUCCCCAGUUAGAUGGCCUAACUAAACCAAGAUAGCUGGAGAGCAGCUGAGCAUAAGCAUUAUGCCUAAGAUAAGCAGUACUGUUGCUGUUAUCAGCUGUCUAAUGAAUUACUCAAAACAAUCCCAGUAACUUCAUGACUUUUCUAUUGUGAUGCUUUUGUACUACUUCAAUUUUCAUUUGUGCAUCUGUUGAAGUUCUAGAAGCAUUUGGUUUUGCUGGAACUGCAAACUGAUAGCAGCUGAAAUGACAGUCAGCAAAUGAGGAUAGGUGUUUUGUGCAUCACUAUAGUUGUGCUGCUUUUGGACAGAAUCAGUGCUACUUCUGAAGGGGGAGAGGAAAAUGCAUGCAGUCAGUAAUUCCCUGAGCUGUAACAACCCUACCUAGGCAGUUGCUGCCAUUAGUUGUAGCUUCACCAGAGGGAGAGAAGGAAUGCUGCCAUAACAAGAAGACUCUUGGAAAACUGAGUGCCAUUAAAUAGCAAAUUAAUUCCUUCAUACUGAUAAAUGUACUUCAUUUUUUUCCAGUUACUUUCAUUUGUUGCUUGUACAAAAGAAAACCCAACAACCCAAACCAACAAGCCCUUCCGUUGUUCUUUUCCUUGUAAAUGCCCAUAUUCAAACAUUAAUAGCAAAGCCUUUUUACAUGGUGCUUGAAUAUUUCUAGUUUGUUAGAAUGUAAAUUGUAUCUUGGGUAUCGGAAGAUCCAUUUUCCUUCUCGAAAGCAGGUGAUGCUGUUCACAUCCCAACCCAAUUCUAGAUUAUGCCAAAAAGAAAGGGGAGGGAAAAAAGAAAAAGAUUGGUUUAUGUAAUAUUUAUUGACUGCACAUAAAAACCCUAAUGUCAGCUGGCAUACAAAAUGCACUGUAUUGUAUACAACUUCUGUCUGGGUGUGAAUGGAGAGGGGUGCUGAUGCCAUUGUGUUAAUGCACUACUUGUGUUUUCUUUUUGUUUUCUGUUUUCCUUACCGACUGAGCUUUUUCCUUCAACCACGCUACUUCAAGUGUAGUGUUUGUAACUGACCUUGGACGUUCAGAUGUUUGAAAUGAUUUCACUGUUCACUGAAAAUUUUAUAAAGCUUAUUUUCUGUUUACCAUGCUAUGAAGAUGAAUUCCCUUGAAUUAUAGAAUACUGCUGUAGCUCUUUAAAAAGUCUGCUUUAGAGUGGGGCUUGUGGAAAGGUGAUUCAGACCAUCGUCAACCAAAAGAAAUCCUGAACUUUGGAUCUUACUUUUAAUUUGAUGUAAUUAUUAAUCUCCUUUGGGCGAAGAGGAUAGGGGUGGGAAGUCAAGCAAAAGGAAUUCCUUUGUAAAAUGUAGUCUUAGAUCAGAUUGAAUUUGUGUCUCCGUGUGUCUGUGGUAUGUGUGUGUUUCCCUUGAAAAAUGGGAGGUGUGGUGAAAAGUGUAAUAAUUCUUACAAGAGCUGGUCUCAGUACUUUCUGAUUAUGAUAUGCUACUAAGUCACUUUUUUUUUGUUGUUGUUAUUAAGAAAACCCCUUCUCUUCCACUUUACUUUUCUCUGUCCCAGUUACACAUCUCUCAUUUCAAGUUCUAAAUACUUUUAAAUAUUGAUUGUAAAAAAAAAAAAACAACCAACCCUUGGAAACCGAAAAUAAAAAAUACUUGAGUCGAAACAGGGUCAAAACAAACUAAACCCAAUAAAGAAUGUUGUUUAAAAAAAAAAAAAGAAUGUGAGAAUAUUAAAUAUGCUAUAAACAAGCUUGUUGUUGUUUUAAAAAUUCAGUGGUAUACCCUAGAAUGUGAAAAUGGCUAACCUGAGGAGAAGCGGACAGCUGGACACAAACAGUUUAUCAGCUCGUUUUUUGCCGCAGGAUUUGCAGUGACUCUAAAUCCGUAAAGAAAGAAGAUGUGCACAGAUGAUCACAGCUCAUAGUCAGUACUGUCUCUAUGUGCUGCAGCAUUUCUUUUUUUCUUCCACAGCAUCGAUAUUCUGACUGAAUUUUGCCAGAUUCCUUCAGUUUUUGGGGCUUUCACUGCUGUUUUACAUCCAUAAAUACUAAUGGAACUCUUUUUUUUUGAGGGGGGUGGGGAGAAUAAUCGGAAACAAUGGAGUUAAUGCAAUAUUAUAAUCCUGGAUUUUCAGUACCUUUGAUGAAAGCAGUUUAAAAAAAAGGAUUAAAAAAAAAGUGUUCUUGAAACUUAUUUAUUUAUGGUGGCACCAGUGUAUCUAAUCUAUAUUUCCUGCUGUGUGAAACCCUGUUUUUUUUUUUUUUUCAUUAAAAAAGAAAAGAAGAUGACACAAUCUUGUUUAAACCUGUAUAUAUGGUGUCUACAUUCUAGAUUUGUGUAUGCUGUGAAUGAACUUAUUACUAAGAGAUGAUGAAAUUGUAUUAAAAAAACAAAAAAAAGCAUUCAGAGGCUAUGCAUGCAUGGUACCUCCAGAAAGUGCAUACUCCCGAGUUGCAGAUCCCUGCAAAAAAAUAAAUUAAUAAAACUAAGCAAACAUCA